AUGAAGUUCAUGCAUAUUCUCUUCGUCGCCCUCUUUAGCAUGGCGCUUGCCGCGGAGAAUGCGGAGCCAACGACCCUUGGACGUUGUGGUGAUUAUUGCCGGCGGGACCGAGACUGCGAGGGUCGUGGCCGUUGCGACUAUUGCCAUCGAAAAAUGAACAAAGGAAAAGAGAUGAGGGGGCAGGCAAAAGCAAAGAGAAAAGAGGAAGGUAAGGCCUCCCGACAGGAGAAAAAGCAAACAAACCAAAGUACAUACAUGCAUAAAUCAUUCCACCCCUUUUUGACCAACCCUCGACUUCUACCCCACGCCUUACCCCAUGGGAUAAUCCGUGUCGUCAAAAUCAUCCGACACUUCUUCAUCCGCGAUCUCACAGGGUCGCCCCAUUUUCGUCAGCACGACAUCAUUCGGGUCAUCUUCAAGACGACAGACCCCAUCUCGUCUGCGAUAUAA
This is a messenger RNA of Aspergillus steynii IBT 23096, 450 nucleotides long. RefSeq lists its product as uncharacterized. NCBI's taxonomy places the organism in Eukaryota, Fungi, Ascomycota, Eurotiomycetes, Eurotiales, Aspergillaceae. The transcript has 3 exons. Bases 1 to 450 code for a protein of 149 amino acids. The record is from RefSeq and is a predicted model, not a curated record.